AUGGUUAACGCUGUCAUUGUCGUUUCGGUGCUUCUUGCCUUUUUGAAACAAGGUCUCGGAAGCUCCACUGAAGACCCAAAGGUUUACAAAAAAUUAAAACGACAAGUCUGGCUAGGAGCAAUACUAGGGGUCAUUAUAUGUCUUAUCAUUGGUUGCGCCUUUAUCGGUGCAUUUUACGGUUUGGGUAAUGACAUUUGGUCCAAAUCAGAAGACUUAUGGGAAGGUAUCUUUUGUAUCAUUGCCACAGUAUUGAUCUCCUUGAUGGGUAUCCCCAUGUUGAGAAUCAACAAAAUGAAGGAAAAAUGGAGAGUCAAGUUGGCCCAGGCAUUGGUCAAACAACCAGACUCCAAAAAGGACAGAUUCAAAAUUGGCCAAUUCACAAAGAGGUACGCAUUAUUCAUCUUGCCAUUUAUCACCUGUCUUAGAGAAGGCUUGGAAGCAGUGGUGUUUGUUGGUGGUGUGGGCUUAAACCAACCAGCAACAAGUUUCCCCAUCCCCGUGAUUGUCGGAUUGAUUGCGGGUAUUGCCGUUGGUACCUUGUUAUACUACUUUGGCUCAAGUUUAUCAAUGCAAAUCUUUUUGAUCAUUUCCACCGGAAUCUUGUACUUGAUCGCCGCUGGUUUGUUCUCACGUGGUAUCUGGUACUUUGAAACAUACAAAUACAACCAAGCAACCGGUGGUGACGCUUCAGAAAACGGAAGUGGUCCUGGAACUUACGAUGUCGCCAAGUCAGUCUGGCACGUCAACUGCUGCAACCCAGAAACCGAUAACGGUUGGGAUAUCUUUAACGCUUUGCUCGGAUGGCAAAACUCAGCCACCUACGGCUCAGUCAUUUCAUACAAUAUCUACUGGUUGGCAGUAAUUGCCGUAUUGAUGUUGAUGCUCUUUGAAGAAAAACACGGCCACUUGCCAUUCUUGAAGGGAGUUACCUUGAGAUCAUUAAACCCAAUGUACCACAUCAAAAACAAAAAGAAACACGAAUUAUCUGAAGAGGAAAAGAGCAAAUUGUUUGCCCAAGUUAGACAACAAAGAUUUGCUGAACAACAAAGCGACGACAAUGUUGUACACGAAAUUGAUGAAACCGCUUCAAACAAAUUGGUAGACUCUGAAAAAGCAAGUCACUAA
Lodderomyces elongisporus is the source of this 1125-nucleotide messenger RNA. Its product is annotated as FTR1 family protein. Gene Ontology annotation, cellular component: high-affinity iron permease complex; plasma membrane. NCBI's taxonomy places the organism in Eukaryota, Fungi, Ascomycota, Pichiomycetes, Serinales, Debaryomycetaceae. The transcript is spliced from 2 exons. Gene Ontology annotation, molecular function: ferrous iron transmembrane transporter activity. The coding region runs from base 1 to 1125 and encodes 374 amino acids. The record is from RefSeq and is a predicted model, not a curated record. Gene Ontology annotation, biological process: iron ion transmembrane transport.